AUGACACUAAUUGCAAGAGUUGGGCACCACUCUACUUCUGACGACUUUACGCUAUAUAGAUCAAAAGAAGAGGUUAAAGAUUGGGAGCAAGAAGAUACUGACCCUAUUCUCAAGUUUAGCAAAUGGUAUGAUCUAGCUUUUGAGCAUCUUGACACGGAGGCUCUAAAAAAAGACACAAAAAAAGAAUUAUUGCACUGCUUAAAACUAGCAGAGUCAAAGAAAAAACCAAACAUCGAUGCAUUAUUCUGUGACGUUUAUGACAAUCUCACACCUAAUUUAGAAUUGCAAAAAAAAGAGCUGAAAAGGUUCUUGAUAGAAUAUCCGCAAGCCAUCGAUACUUCUUGCUUUUCAAAAUAG
Messenger RNA from Mitosporidium daphniae, 357 nucleotides. RefSeq lists its product as uncharacterized. Gene Ontology annotation, biological process: branched-chain amino acid catabolic process. The transcript has a single exon. The coding region runs from base 1 to 357 and encodes 118 amino acids. Gene Ontology annotation, molecular function: oxidoreductase activity, acting on the aldehyde or oxo group of donors, disulfide as acceptor. The record is from RefSeq and is a predicted model, not a curated record. Lineage: Eukaryota; Fungi; Microsporidia.